GUGGAAUCGCCGCUCGUGAUGUGGACGUCUGGUGUUCAGAAAGUGUUUUGGUAUCUAUCAAUAUCAAUCGUGACAAAGUUUGUUACCUCGAUGAUGCUCGGCUCCGCGGUUUGAACGAGGACUCAGACAGCCGACACGACGCCCGUCAUCUUUCAUCUGGACACAAGAAACAUGUGAAACCUAGGAGGCCACUGUGCACUUGUGCCGACGGCCGUAUGUCGUGCCGUCGUACCAACCGCAUUCUACUUAACAUAUACUUGGCAGUGAGCAGCCGUGUCUUGACGAGCAUUCUCGCGUCGACAACAGGAAGAGAGAGUCGGCCGUGCAGAUCUGAACCACCCGCGUUUUGGCCAACCAACCAACCAACCAACCAACCUUUACUUUCGGAAGAGGAAACCAAAUAAAUUUCGAUUACCUUAGUCGCCAUGGCUUCUAUUGGCAGCCGCAUUAUUCUUCUUUUUCUGGCCUGCUGCCACCUUGCGAGCGCGAAGACGAUCCCGAUCAAAGCUGUCGGCCUGAAAUUCGACCCCGAGCUCGUCAGCGCCGCCGUCGGCGAUAUCCUCGAGUUCCACUUCUUCCCGAUCAACCACAGCGUGGUGAUGGGUGACUUCAAUAGCCCGUGCGUGCCGGUCAAGACCGGCGGCUUCUUCUCGGGGUUCCUGUAUGUGGCAUCUGGGGAGAGCCCAGACAUAUUUCGCGUCACGGUCAACAACACCGAUCCCAUGGUCUACUACUGCUCGCAAAACCUGCACCAGCACUGCACCAACGGCAUGGUGGGCGUCGUCAACACGAACAACGCGACUCUGCAGAUGUACAAGGCGGGUGCGCGCGGGAUCGAGACAGCCGUGUCGCCGGCCCAAGUCUUUGGCGGCGACCUGAUUGCGAGUGGGCAAGCGGAAACGUUGUCGACAACGGCGACCAUGACGGGAACGUUGAUUUCAACGGCGACGGGGAUGUUAAUUUCAACGGCGACGGCGACCACAACGAUUGCCACUGGGUCUGAGAUGACGACGGCCGACUGCACAUCAAUGUCCCAUACCCCCCAUACCCCCCAUACCCCCCAGGCGUCACAGGUGCCCCAGGUGCCUCAGGGGGGCAGCAACGUCACGACGGUGCCAACCUCUGACGCAUCCAUCGACGCCAUGGGGAUCAGUGCUGCCGUCGCUGGCGUGCUUGCUCUGGGAUUGGCGUGGCUGAUGGCUUGAGGUUCUGCAAUAGUUGCCAAACCCAAGCUAAAACGGGCAUAUUAAUUAAUGGUCGGAGGGAUUUAUCACGUCUAGAAUAGGUGCAAUACGGAUACUCAAGGUCGGAUCUGACAACCCUCUUGAUCUUUUAAUUAAAGCCAAUUAAUCGAUUGUUUGGAACAAAUGAUCAGGG
This is a messenger RNA of Lasiosphaeria miniovina, 1377 nucleotides long. RefSeq lists its product as uncharacterized. Lineage: Eukaryota; Fungi; Ascomycota; Sordariomycetes; Sordariales; Lasiosphaeriaceae. The coding region runs from base 426 to 1205 and encodes 259 amino acids. The transcript is spliced from 2 exons. The record is from RefSeq and is a predicted model, not a curated record.